Molecule: messenger RNA, 690 nt
Organism: Rhincodon typus (whale shark)
Lineage: Eukaryota; Metazoa; Chordata; Chondrichthyes; Orectolobiformes; Rhincodontidae
Product: interferon-inducible GTPase 5-like
Exons: 1
Coding region: 1-690 (229 amino acids)
Cellular component (GO): membrane
Molecular function (GO): GTP binding
Source: RefSeq, a predicted model, not a curated record
AUGAUGUUCUUCUACGAAAUCUUCAUCUCGCUUAAAAACUCCAUCUCCUACUACUUCGGCUUGGUGCAAGUGGAGCCCAUCCAGUGCUCACCCAGGAGGAAAGUUAGCUUGAAAAAGAGUUUGACAUCAACCAGGAAGCAAUACAUCAAUGUCGCCGUGACUGGGUCGGUAAAUUCUGGAAAGUCUACCCUGGUGGAUGCCAUGCGGGGCAUCGACGAGGAGGAGGAGGGAGCCGAGCCCAGAGCGGCUGGGGUGAGCUACAAGGGUUUGCCACAAUCCUACAUCUACCCGGGCAACAGCCGGAUCCUCCUGUGGGAUCUGCCGGGCAUCGAGGCCAGCGAGAUCAAGCAGCAUGCCUACGUGGAGAAGGUGGACCUGCGCUCCUACGACUUCUUCAUCCUCACCUCCAGCGGCCGGAUGGACGACGAGCUCCUUUACCUGGCCAAGGAGAUCUCCCGCAUGGGCAAGAGCUUCCUGUUCGCCCGCACCAAGAUCGACAUCUACGUGAGCGACACCCAGCAGCAGCACAACUUCAACCAGGGUGACCUGCUGCGGGAAAUCCGCAAGCACUUCUGCAAGAAACUGCAGGCCAUCGGCAUCCAUUUCCCGCAUGUUUUCCUCCUGUCGGCCCUGGAGCCCGACAAGUUUGACUUCCAGGACUUCAUCGAGGCCUUCAACAGCCAGUUCUGA